AUGGCCGAGGCUGGCCCUGACGACGCGGACGGGCUGCUGGACGAGCUGGGGUCGCAGGAGCUGGAGGAGGACGACGGGGGCGAGGGCCCCGCUGCGGCAGCUGCGCAGCCCGAGCCCAUUGCCAUCGAGGCGCGCGAGAUCUACCAGAGCACGGGGUUCGACCGCGCUGGAGCGGAGCAAUGCAGCUUUGCGUGGCAGACGCUGCGGGCGCCCCAGGGCCCGGAGCAGUUCGCGCGGCCGCGGUUCCUGUUCAGCGACGACGCGCACUGGGACUGGUGGACGAGCUUCCCAGGAGUCGCGGCGGCCAUCCGAGAGGGCGCCCUGCUGCACAUCUGCACCGAGGAGCCGUGCAACGUGGACGCCCUCCCUCCGAACUGCCAGGAGGUGGCGCACGUCAGGGAUGCGCUGCGGCUGGACCUGACGACGGUGGCCGACGUGUACGCGCAGCGCCUGGAGCACAGCCCCGGGGCGAUAUGGCCCGCGGACCUCCUGGGCGCGCGCCGCGGCGGCGCUGCGGCAGGUGCUCGACGCCUCGCCCGCGCGAAGCCCGCCGCAGGAGGAGCUCCCGCACCCUUCGACGCGCUGCUCGGCGGGGGCCUCGCGCCGCGGGGCGGCGGGCCGACCCUGGACGAGCCGACCCCCAGGGAGGAGCUGAGGCGGGGGCUCGCCGCCGCGAAGGGCAAGUUCGAAGGAGCUGCGCCCGCAGCAGCGGCCCCAGUGCCAGCGGGCGCUGCAGAGCCGCGCCCAGCCGAGGUCAAGCCGCGCAAGCGAGGCCUGGGCGAGGUGCUCGCCGAGAGAGCGGCCAAGGUCGCUCGGCCCCUGGACGCGGAGCACGAGGCGAAGCACGGGAGUUGGCGGCAGCUUCAUGGCGGUGAUGAAGAGCUCGGCUGCGCAAGCCGCUGCAGGAGGAGACGCUGCCGCGGCGCGGGGGGGCGGCGGGGCCUGCCGCGGGGCCUCGCCGCCAAGCGCGCCUACUGCAGGGAGCUCGCGCAGGAAUCGCCUGGCCGGUUGAGCGAGCUCACGCUCGGGCAGAUGGCGGAGUUCCUCAGGGCGCUCGAGGGGGGCGCGUCCGUGGACCCGACCUCGGCGCUGGCGCUGCGCUACCUGCCGACGGUCUACCUGCCGCAGAAGCCAGAACGGCAGAUCGGCGCCCAGAUGUUCCGCGAGCCGCGGGCCCUCGCGGAGGCGAUCGACUUCCUCCUGCAGGGCAAGGUGCAGCACGCGCUGGACGUCCUGACGCAGCGCAUGAAGGCGGCGCAGGCUGCGAUCAGCGACGGGCACUGGAAGGCGGCGAAGUGGCUGGAGCUGAUCUCCGCGAGGGACGAGCCGACCACGCUCAGAAACGAGGAAGAGGAGAUGAUCCGCAGCAUCGAGCUAGGCGAGCUGAAGCCGGAGGAGCUCACGACUCGCCUGCGGCCCGAGGGCAGGGCCGCUCCGAGGGGCCCCGAGCAGCGGGUCGCCAGGCUCGACGGGGCGCCCCCCAUGUUCAUGACCGCGAAGGCAGCGCACGCCAAGAAGGAGGGCGCGAUGCUCGACUUGGAUAAGUUCGCGGCGCGGUCCCCGGCCUGUGGCAGCGGGCUGCUGCUGGUGUCUGAGGACUACCCCUGGCUGGAGGCGGAAGAGGUAAAGGGCCGCCGCGCGGCUGGAGUCACGGCGCGCUUCGGCACGACCAUGUCCGGGGUCGACCUGGCGGUCCACGCUGUGCAGCUGGUAGCUGAGGGCGCGUGGCUGUACGUGGUCGUGGUCGCCCUGAACUACAAGUACUGCGGCCGAUGCAGUGAGGUCAGCGCGCCCGCGGCCUACCAGGCACUCAGUGGGGCGACGGUCGACUACGCGGGGGAGCAAGCGGCCAAGGCCUUGCCCCGCGUGCUCGCGGGGCAGGCGCCCGGGCAGCCCAAGGCGGAGCACGCCGCGACGCUGGAUGCCCUUGACCACGUGGGGCCCGAGGUAGCAAAGUGGCUUGCCUGCCCCGAGAAGGCCGACUGGCGCGACCUUGCGGCGCACCUCGCGAGCCUCGGGAUCUUCACGGCGCCCCCGGAGGACGAGCUGAUCAGGGUCCAGGGCGAGCCGCUGCUCAGCCAGCCCUUCGCCGUGGAGAAGAAAGGAAGCUCAUGCUGCGGUCAGGCGACGACCAGCAGGGGGGCCUUCUUCGCGCGGAGGGCCCCAGCAGCCCGGCACCCCUACAUGGCGGUGGGGAGGCCGCUCCCUGGGGCACUCUUCGGGCGGCCCGAGCGCGUCGCCCACCUUGCGUCGGCCGCCAUCGCGAUGGGCUGGAUGCUGGCCGCGCCUGCGUACCAGCACAUCCACCGCAGGCUGCGCCGCCUGCCUUCGCCCGCGGGAGCGGGGCUGCCCAUCGAGCUGGAGUGGCGGAAGGGCGACUCGCGCCCCAUCGUCCAGGCCUGCAGCGGCCAGGACGCGGGCCAGUGGCAGGUCCUGAUCGACAACUUCGCCGCCCUGGAGAUCGUCGAGGAGAAGCGGGCCCGCCAGCUGCUCGGCACGGAGUCAGACCUCCAACGGCGCGCGCGGGACAGCUACCGGCGCGCGGGGGUCGCCCACUCGUCGGAGAAGGCGCACUUGCGACAGCUGCGCGUUGAACGCAGGGGGGCAGACGUGGACGGGGAGAGUGGCAGGCUGGCGGGGCCCAGGGACAAGCUCCCCACCACCGCCGCCCUCUGCCUCGCGACCCCGGCGGAGGACCUCGUGCCGUGGAGGCUCUGCGUGACGGUCCUCGGAAAGAUGAUGGUCGAGGAGCUGAUCUUGAGAAUCAUGCUGCUGCCCACCGCGGCUACCUCCAUGCGCAGCCGCAUUGGCGGCAUGGCCACCGUGUCCGACGCCCCCGAGUUCCGACGAGGCGUUUGCGUGUCCAAGGGCUUGAGGCGGGACGCCGAGCUGGGGCUCAACGCCUGCGGCGACAUCGCGGAGCACCUCGGCGUUGGCGCGCGGCUCCUCAACAUACCAGCCGACCCGCAGCGUCCGCGGAUGGCUUCGAGCCAGCGCAUCCCGAAGGAAAUCGUGCUCAAGGUGCUGAACGUCCUCGUCAUCGGCCUCGUCGACGGCAUCGGGGGCCUCGCCGCGGCGUUCUCGAGGCUGCCGGUGGGCAUCGUGGCCUACGUCGCGGCCGAGACGGACGCCAAGGCCAGGCGAGUGGUCAGACUGCGAUGGCCAGGUGCGAUCGACUGGGGCGACGUCGCGCAGGUCGACGGGACCCUGAUCCAGGACUUGUACGAGACGUUCAACGACAGCGUCGACAUCUGCGCGGCGGGCGCGGGGAGCCCGCGCCAGGACCUCUCGCGCCUCAACCUCAGUGGAGGGGGCCUGCACGGGCGCAAGAGCUCGCUGUUCUUCGAGGCCCCCAGGAUCUUCAAGCUCCUGCGGCUGCUCUUCGGCGCAAAGCUGCACGCGCUGCUCGAGAACGUCGCGGGCAUGGCGGAGGACAACGCGCGGGCCAUCUCUGAGUGCUUGGGGGUGGCCCCGUACCUCAUCUACUCCUCGGUCCUCGUCCCCUGCCGGAGGCCGCGACUCUUCUGGCUGAGCUGGCCGCUGCAGAUCGUGCCGCCCCAUCGCGUGGUCGACAGGGGCGUGGGUCUGGAGGUGGUCGGGGACGCAGGGUCGGCGCUCGACCUCGAGUGGGAGGACCCUGGCCGCUGCUGGCGAGGGCGGCCCCGCCCCUUCCCGGCGAGGGCGGCCCAGCCCCUACCCGAUUGGUAUGCUGCAGGCCGCUGCCGAGCGUCCCGGCGGCACCGCGCGGGCUUGCGCGGGCGUCAAGUGAGGCACACCGCCGUAGCCACGAAGGGCUCGAACUCGAGCGACGCCAAUGAUGCGAGGUGCUUCCUCCUCGGCAACAGUUUCUGCGUGCAUGUGGCGGCAUGGGCCUCGCAGCACAUCCUCCUGGCGGAGGGCGCCCUCUCGCGGCCGCCGGCGCUGGCAGAGCUGGUGCACGUGGGCGAGUGCCGCGAGACCUGUGGCCAGCGCGGGGCCCUCGAGGGCGACGCGGGCCUCCCCGACAGGGGCGAGGCGAGGCGGCCGGCACUGCAUUGCCUCAGCCGCGCCGAGAAGGGCAGUUCGGACAUCCGCCUGGACUGCGGCCUGCCCUACAGACCAAGAGGGCGGCCGCGGAGCAGCUUGGACCCGUUCGCGCGGCGCUGGCGCGCGGUCCUGAGCAUGGCCUGGACGCGCGGGCGACAGGCACGCAUCAACGCGAGGGAGUUGCAGGCGGCGCUGGCCGCGCUGCCCCGGCGGUCGCGAAAGGCCUGCGCCCACGGGUCGCGCUGGCCCCAUCUCGUGGACAGCCAGGUCGCGGCGGCGAUCGCCACGAAGGGCCGCAGCAGCAGCCGCCGAGUGCAGCCGGCGCCGAAGCGCUGGAUGGCGAUGUGCAUCGCGGCCGACAUGCACCCGCUGAUCGGCUACGUGAUGUCGGAGGACAGCCCAGCGGACGAGCCGCCCAGGAAGCUGCGGCGUGGGUGGCGGCCCAAGAGGCGCGGCGGAAGACCGCAUGUCACAUGUCGCCCUCGCGCGCAGGGCGCCGCUGCUGCGCUGAAGCGGCGCAGCCUGCGCGGGCAGACGUUGGCGUCGCUGCGGGUCGUUGCCGCGACCCGAAUGAGAUCCGCCAGAGCGGUACAGCACCUCCUCAGGCACUACGGGGUGAGCCCCCAGGAAGUCAACGCCCUCGACGUGGACGGCGAAGACGCCGACGGCCUCGUCGCCAACUACCUGGAGGCGAAGUGGCGAGAGGGGGCAGGCAUCGCGCUCGCCAACAACACCGUGGCGGGCGUCUGCUUCACGGUGCCCAGGCUACGGAGACGCCUGGACCUGUCGUGGGCGCUGCUGAAGGCGUGGCGACGGGCAGAGCCAGCAGCGAGGGCGUUGCCCUUCACGCCCGAGAUUGUCGGCGCCAUGGCGGGCCUGGCGGCGGACGCAGCGGCCUUCGACGUCGGAUGCCUGUUGCUCAUCAGCUUUGGAGGCCUCCUGCGGGGCGGCGAGGCGUUCGCCUUGACGACGGCAGACGUCUUGGACCGAGGCGAGGUCAUCGUGCUGCGGGUCAGCACGUCCAACACGACGGCGGGCAAGGAUGCCGCAGAGGCCGUCGUCAUCCGCUCGCGAGUCGCCAAGCGGAUGCUGAGGCUCGUGGUCCGGCAUCGGGCCCUCGGCGAGCCGCUCUCGUGGAGGUCGCCCGCGCAGUUGAGGAGCGCGCUGGCGGCGCUGACGCGAGGGUUGGGGCUGCCUGGGCCUUUCUCGUGGCAUUCCUGCCGGCGUGGAGGUGCCUCCGACGUUUUCUUGACGUCGUCCUCCAUGGAGGCCACGUUGGUGGCAGGCGGGUGGGCGUCGAGCAUGACCGCCCGCAUCUACGUCGAGGGCGCCGUCGCCGACCUCGUCCGGGUGCGGCCAAGAGACCAGGCCGCGGCGGCCGUGCGCCACAGAUUGCGGCUCCUGAAGGCUUUCGCAGAGUUGUGA
Molecule: messenger RNA, 5451 nt
Organism: Prorocentrum cordatum
Lineage: Eukaryota; Dinophyceae; Prorocentrales; Prorocentraceae
Source: the annotation of a GenBank genome assembly